This is a messenger RNA of Nannospalax galili (Upper Galilee mountains blind mole rat), 959 nucleotides long. Its product is annotated as olfactory receptor 14A2-like. Gene Ontology annotation, molecular function: G protein-coupled receptor activity; olfactory receptor activity. The transcript has a single exon. Gene Ontology annotation, biological process: G protein-coupled receptor signaling pathway. The coding region runs from base 6 to 959 and encodes 317 amino acids. Lineage: Eukaryota; Metazoa; Chordata; Mammalia; Rodentia; Spalacidae. The record is from RefSeq and is a predicted model, not a curated record. Gene Ontology annotation, cellular component: membrane.
ACGACAUGACCAACCUUACAGUGGAGACAGAUUUCUUCCUCAUGGAAUUCUCUGACAGCAAGCAGCUCCAGAUGAUACAGGGCUUUCUGUUUCUGCUGAUUUACUUGGUGUCCCUCAUGGGGAACCUUCUCAUCAUCGUGCUGGUCACUGUGGACCAAUGUCUUCACACCCCCAUGUACUUCUUCCUAAAGAAUUUGUCUGUCCUCGAUGUGUGCCUUAUUUCAGUCACAGUCCCAAAGCUCAUUCUCAGCUCUUUUUCUCACAGGAGCACUAUCUCUUUCCCAGGAUGUGUGUGUCAGGUCUUGUUCGUGGUUUCCUUUGUUACAUCAGAAAUAUCCAUCCUCUCAGCCAUGUCCUAUGACCGCUAUGUGGCCAUCUGUCGCCCGCUACACUAUGAUGCCAUCAUGAAUAGGGCAGUUUGUGUGCAGAUGGUAGCUACUUCUUGGGUAUUUGGAAGUCUCUUUGGGGUCUUAUAUUCAUAUGGCACCUUCUCUUUAUCAUUCUGUGGUUCCAGAAAAGUGCCACAGUUCUUCUGUGAUGUCCCCUCUCUACUGAAGAUUUCUUGUUCAACGAUGCAUGUCACCAUUAACAUUAGUGUGAUCACUGGAGCCAUGUAUGGAUUUCUCUGCUUUGUGUCUAUUGGGUUUUCAUAUGUUUACAUUUUUAACACAGUGCUGAGAAUGCCCUUGUUACAAGGAAGGUCAAAAGCCUUUUCUACCUGCAUACCCCAUCUCAUAGUCAUCACCACAUUUUCAGUCACUGCUGUCACUGCCUAUUUAAAACCAGUUCCCGAUUCCCCACAGCUUUUGGAUUUUUUGUUGUCUGUUUUUUAUUCUGUGCUGCCUCCAUCUAUGAAUCCUAUAAUAUACAGCCUAAGAAAUAAGGAAAUCAAAGCUGCUUUGUGGAACUUUUUAUGGAAACUACAUCAUUAUGAAUUUUAUAGGGGAAAGCAGUCAUAG